This is a messenger RNA of Phytophthora sojae, 590 nucleotides long. RefSeq lists its product as hypothetical. Gene Ontology annotation, molecular function: iron ion binding; heme binding; oxidoreductase activity, acting on paired donors, with incorporation or reduction of molecular oxygen. The record is from RefSeq and is a predicted model, not a curated record. The transcript has a single exon. NCBI's taxonomy places the organism in Eukaryota, Oomycota, Peronosporomycetes, Peronosporales, Peronosporaceae. The coding region runs from base 22 to 498 and encodes 158 amino acids.
GGUGAGAUCGACGCACCAUCGAUGGAGCAGCUUGGCCGUCUUCCAUACCUCGAGGCUGCUAUGCGCGAGAACUUGCGUCUGAACACGAGCAUGACCACGCGCUCGCCGAAUCAAGACACGACUCUCAGCUGCGGGACUUUCAUCCCCAAGAAUUCGGUGGUGUGUGUGUGCCACUACGCGUCAGCGCGGCUCAAGUCCACAUGGGGUGAUGAUGCUGCCGAGUACAAGCCCGAACGCUGGCUUGACCCAGACACAGGCAAGCUGCGUCAGUUCUCGCCGUACCAAUUCGUCACUUUCCUUGCCGGUCCUCGCCAGUGCAUUGGCAUGCGCUUUGCGAUGCUGGAGCUUCGAAUGGUAGCUUCCGUGCUCUGCAGCCGCUUCAACAUCAAGACCGUCGAGGAUCCGUUUAGCCUCACGUACGAGCUUUCGACAGUGUUUCCCGUCAAAGGUCGAUUGAUGUGCACGGUGGAGUCGUCAGGUUUAGCAGUUUCGAGCUGAAGAAGACGACAGACUUGACCGAGUCGCAAGAUAACCCUUUGACACUUUGACUUCGUUUUCACGAAUGAACCUUGUUUGGUUGUUUUACUGCA